This is a messenger RNA of Protopolystoma xenopodis, 297 nucleotides long. The record is from the annotation of a GenBank genome assembly. NCBI's taxonomy places the organism in Eukaryota, Metazoa, Platyhelminthes, Monogenea, Polystomatidea, Polystomatidae.
AUGGAUCUACUUGCCGACGAUGGGGGCCUUGAGUCAGGUCAGCAGAUAAAGAGAGGGGGUGGCAAGGCAAGCACCAGGUGUGAUGACACCACUAAACUGCCUAUCGAGUUGGAUCCACCUUGUCCGAAGUCCUCUGCUAUAGUAGUUAUCGAUGUUCCCUGUGUCGGACAGUGGACUUGGUACAUUCCCAGAAGCUUAGCCGGCAUCGUCAGUGAGUCUUGUCAUGCUCUUUUUUGUCCUGGCCCAUCUGUCUACUCUCCACCUAAUCCACCCCAGCCCUAUCGAAACACGUGCUGA